AUGACGGGCCUAAUCAAAAACGAAGCUAAGGAGAACUAUGGGAUAUUCCGCGAGUGUGUCUCGAAGUCGAUCCUGAACCGCUCUAUAGAGAAAUCCGGCGCGGCUCGACGGCGGCGGAAUAGAAAACGCAACGCCAGAGCCAGCUUUAGCAGGGUUUCGUUCCCGGAUGAUAAUGACCCUGCUGAGCUAGCAGAAUUUAUCGAUUUUGUUGCCCAAGAGAUGUUCAGGUCAUUCCCAGAAAACGUGCAGACUCUCUCAUACAACGCCAUACAAUCAUCCCCUGCUCUUGCAGACACCUAUGCAGGAGGUAUCUCGGGAAAUACUAUCGACUUUCUAGCUUCCUUGGUUGACCCAUCAAUAUCCGAGUCUCUGGUCACCUAUGGCUUAAUGUCGGAGGCUUCUGACCUGACGACUAUGCUUUGUUCUAUCUUCAUGGAAUUCUCAUCUACCGUCACUGCAAAACCGCCUCCUUUCAGUGCCACUAGAACCACAGCCUGCGAGAUUUGUGAACGGGAUUGGAUACCCCUGACCUAUCACCAUCUUAUACCUAAGGCUGUCCACAGCAAAGCUCUAAAGCGUGGGUGGCAUGAAGAGUGUGAUUUGAACCAAGUUGCUUGGCUGUGUCGUGCCUGUCAUAGCUAUGUGCAUAGAAUGGCGUCUAAUGAAGAGCUGGCUAGGGAAUGGUAUACGGUUGAAGCGAUAUUGGGGAGGGAAGACACCCAGGAAUGGGCAAAGUGGGCAGGUAGACUUCGUUGGAAGUCGCGGUGA
Nannizzia gypsea CBS 118893 is the source of this 768-nucleotide messenger RNA. RefSeq lists its product as hypothetical. Bases 1 to 768 code for a protein of 255 amino acids. The transcript has 2 exons. NCBI's taxonomy places the organism in Eukaryota, Fungi, Ascomycota, Eurotiomycetes, Onygenales, Arthrodermataceae. The record is from RefSeq and is a predicted model, not a curated record.